CCGGCCCCUUGGCGGGCCGCCAGCGCGGGGAACUGGAGGCCGCGCCCCGCCCGGCCGCGAGCACAGGCGGCAGGCAGCGCGUGGCGGGCGGCGGACACUGAGGCCGGGAGUGAUGCCACCAAGAAGAAAUGGGAAAUACAAACUUCCUGUUCCACUUCCAGAAGGCAAAGUUCUGGAUGAUGUGGAAGGAAAACAAUGGGUGCUGGGCAAGAUGAUUGGCUCUGGAGGAUUUGGAUUGAUAUAUUUAGCUUUCCCCACAAACAAACCAGACAGAGAUGCAAAACAUGUUAUAAAAGUGGAAUAUCAAGAAAAUGGCCCGUUAUUUUCAGAACUUAAAUUUUAUCAGAGAGCUGCAAAAAAAGACUGUAUCAAAAAGUGGAUAGAACUCAAACAGCUUGAUUAUUUAGGAAUUCCUUUGUUUUAUGGAACUGGUCUGACUGAAUUCCAGGGGAGAAGUUACAGAUUUAUGGUAAUGGAAAGACUAGGAAUAGAUUUACAGAAGAUCUCAGACCAGAACGGUACUUUUAAAAAGUCAACUGUCCUGCACCUGGGUAUCAGAAUGCUGGAUGUACUGGAAUAUAUACAUGAAAAUGAAUAUGUUCAUGGUGAUAUAAAAGCAGCCAAUCUACUUUUGGGUUAUAAAAAUCCACAUCAGGUUUAUCUUGCAGAUUAUGGACUUUCCUACAGAUAUUGUCCCAAUGGGAACCACAAACAGUAUCAGGAAAAUCCUAGAAAAGGCCAUAAUGGGACGAUAGAGUUUACCAGCUUGGAUGCCCACAAGGGAGUAGCCCUGUCCAGAAGAAGUGACGUUGAAAUCCUCGGCUACUGCAUGCUGCGGUGGUCAUGUGGGAAACUUCCCUGGGAACAGAACCUGAAGGACCCUGUGGCUGUCCAGACUGCUAAAACAAAUCUGUUGGAUGAGCUGCCUGGGUCAGUGCUGAAGUGGGCUCCAUCUGGAAGCAGUUGCUGUGAAAUAGCUGAAUUUUUAGCAUGUGUUUAUAGUUUAGCUUACAAUGAAAAGCCAGACUAUCAAACGCUCAAGAAAAUUCUGAAUCCUGGUGGAAUACCCUUAGGACCACUGGAGUUUUCCACUGAAGGCCAGAGGACACGUGUGUAUUCUCCUCCCAAUAAAAACGUUGAUUCACAAAAGGCUGCGACAAAGCAAGUUAGUCAGAUGCAAGAAAAGUCAGCAGAAAGAGUUCACAGUGAGAGAAGUGCUGAGUCCUUGGCCACAUGGAGAAGAGUGCCAAAGGAGGACAAGCUGAUGGGAUCCAUGAACAGUGAAGCAGCUCAGGAGAGGGCAAUCCAAGGAUUACCAAAGUGAAGAAGAAACAGAACAACUCCUGACUCUCAGCCAGUUAAGUAGUGAGGAAAAAACUGAUUCCUGAGGCUCUGAUCCACAUGAAUGAUGGUGAAAACAUUGAAGCAACUUCUGAAAUGUGUAUUUAAGUAACCAGUUAAUUUAUGAUCUAUUCAGUCUGUCCUGUUUGGGCUUCACAACUUUGCAACAAUUGUGACACAUCAUCCACUGUGAAUUUUUCCUGGUUUGUACACAGCCUCAUCCUUUACUCAGUAAAUAAAGCUGGAAUCAUUUGACUUGCCAAGAUAUGCAUGGUUGAGACUAGUGGCCAAAAGCUUGACCAUCUUGCCCAGAGAAUUGUUUUUUCAUAUUUUGUUUUUAAUUGUACACUAUUUAGUGAAAUUGUCUAUUUGUUUUAAAAAGAACCAUCCAAUGACUCUGAUUUGAUUAAAUUUUAUUUAGCAUUCAUACAGAAUAUUCAAAAGACAAAAAAAAAUCUAACUAUAUAUGUAUUUUUUUCCAUAGGAAGGCAGAAAGAGAAGACAAAAAUAUUGUGAGUCUUCAGAACUUCUGAAUGAAAUAAACAGUUUUCCCCAAAAAUCUA
Molecule: messenger RNA, 1904 nt
Organism: Marmota monax (woodchuck)
Lineage: Eukaryota; Metazoa; Chordata; Mammalia; Rodentia; Sciuridae
Gene: Vrk2
Product: VRK serine/threonine kinase 2
Exons: 13
Coding region: 113-1324 (403 amino acids)
Biological process (GO): peptidyl-serine phosphorylation; signal transduction
Cellular component (GO): cytoplasm; nucleus
Molecular function (GO): protein serine/threonine kinase activity; ATP binding
Source: RefSeq, a predicted model, not a curated record